Molecule: messenger RNA, 1000 nt
Organism: Schizosaccharomyces japonicus yFS275
Lineage: Eukaryota; Fungi; Ascomycota; Schizosaccharomycetes; Schizosaccharomycetales; Schizosaccharomycetaceae
Exons: 3
Coding region: 197-451 (84 amino acids)
Cellular component (GO): membrane
Source: RefSeq, a predicted model, not a curated record
AAGUAAAUACACUAGCACACUUCUUAGAAUACAUUGGUGCAUCUGUUCUGUUUUUGCUGUAUAUUUUUUUUAAAGAAAUAAGCUUUAAGCCUCGUUUUUCGAUCGCGUUGACGUCGCUCUCAACUCACCCUCUACCAACUACUUACUACCUUCACUUAAGGCUCUCUUAUUUGUUUUUCCCUGCUAUUUUUACGCAAUGUCUGCUCAACAAUUCUACGGAAAUGACAAGGGCUUCGUUCCCCAGCCUCAACAAGCGUAUGGCGGCCAGCCUUACUACCCUCCUCAACAAAACUAUCCUCCUCAGGGAUACGCACAGCCUGGACCUGGAUACGCUCCUCAGCAGCCCAUGUAUGUCCAACAACCUCCUCCUCAAAACGAUGGCAGUGACAUGUGCUGUGGUCUAAUGACUGGUCUUGCAUGCUGCUGUUGUUUGGACGCUUGUUUGUUCUAAGAACUGUUACUCUUUUUCUUCUUAGCACUCAGUGUUGGUGCCGUUGAACAAACACUCUUACAUACACGCUCACUCAGAAACUCACCCUUACACACACACAUUUUUACAUAUUACAUACAUUCACACUCUUACACAUUUAACAUCCACGUCCAAACUUCGCAUUUCAAACGCGUGUGUAUGAGUUGUCUUCAUUGGAUUGAUCAUUUGCUUUUAUGCAGGAUAACGAAUCAAAUGCCUUUUGCGUUUGGUAAAAAGAGUAGGCAGUUGGUUUUCAUCUUCUGACUUGCUCGUUGGUUCGCGCCAUCGCGCGUUCUAGUGCAUGAUUCGUUGACAAUGUCCGGACGCCAUUGGUAUCUUGUUAUUUUGUUUCUUUUGACGAGGCUUCUACGGUUGAGCAACUACUUAAUGCUUGAGCUUGGAUAAAUUCUUGUCGUAUUGGUCAUUGACUUUGUUGAUAGAUGCCUUUUCUUAUCCUUUCUGUUUCUUAUUAUCCAUCCAUGGAAAAGUAAUGUAGAAUGUGGGAGGGGAGUGAGUAGGCUUGUGUAGCGG